Messenger RNA from Stereum hirsutum FP-91666 SS1, 2018 nucleotides. RefSeq lists its product as uncharacterized. The transcript is spliced from 10 exons. NCBI's taxonomy places the organism in Eukaryota, Fungi, Basidiomycota, Agaricomycetes, Russulales, Stereaceae. The coding region runs from base 89 to 1975 and encodes 628 amino acids. The record is from RefSeq and is a predicted model, not a curated record.
GUUCCAACCUUCUGAACUUGUUCUGAACUGCCGAUUGCUGUGCGCUAUCCUCGCCGCUCGGUCUCAGCUUCGAUCGUAGGUCUUCAGGAUGUGUGCCGACGUGAAGAGUGCACACAGCUUUUCGAAUGUAUCAACGCACAAGUGUAAAUCCCACUCUUCUGCCGUGAAGACAGUAAUGCGCCGUGCUGCUUGUCUGGCUCUCGUCAUCGGAACAUUGUCGUACCUCUUCCUAUCGAAAGGCUGCAGUUACCGAGGGUUAAUCCAUACUAACUCCAUCAAAUUAGAGGAUGCUACGGAUCUGUCAUUGCUUGGACCAGUUGGUACCGUCAAAUGGUACGAAUGUGAAGGGGAAGGAAUCCUCCCAGGCGCUGAGUGUGGCCAUAUCAUGUAUGUAUCAUUUUAUUCUAUGCAAUACAUCUGCCGCUCAAGCACCCACAGAGUUCCUCUCGACUAUUUCGACACGACUGCAGGGGUCGCAAAGGUCGCUCUAGGAAGAUAUAACGCCACUCGCUCCCCCAGGAAAGGUAUCGUCCUGCUGAACCCCGGCGGUCCCGGAGGAUCAGGCACGCCUCUUGCCACUGUUAGAGGUCGUGAUCUCCAGAGUGUUGUCACCGGUGAGGACUACGACCUCAUUGGAUUUGAUCCUCGCGGAAUUGGCAAGACAGAACCGAGCACCAAUUGCUUCGAGACGCCGACCCGUCGAGCGUUGUUUCGCCACAACACGGUCCUCGAACGAGGCUUCCAGAGCCCUCCGAACUUUACCGAUCCGCGUACUCGUGAAUUCCUAGUCUACCAGCAACAGGAAGCCGAGGCUUUGUAUCGAGCUCAGUUCGCGCUGUGUGCGCAGACUAUGGGCGACAAGUUGAAGUACAUGGGCACCAGUACCGUCGUCCGUGAUAUAGACUUCAUUACUCGUACCUUGGAAGGGGAAGAUGCGCUUAUUAACUUCUGGGGUGCAUCAUAUGGCACGAUUUUGGGCCAAUACCUCGUGAACAUGUUGCCCGAUCGCUUAGGGCGCGUCGUCAUUGACGGUGUCGCUGAUGCUGUUGCCUGGACUAGUCAGCCUCCUUAUAAAUGGUAUCGCACAUGGUUGAGCAACACCACGGACGCCUACAACAUGUUCCUAGAUGGAUGCUUCAAGGCAGGACCUUCGGAGUGCGCCCUGGUAAACGCCAAAGACGAAAGUCCCUCUGACAUUCGUAAUCGUCUGGAAGACUGGCUCGAUGAUCUCUUCAUGAAUCCUAUGGCCGUCCCUAACGCCACCAUGCCAAGCAUUCUCACUUCUGGAGCAGCAAGCAAGUAUGUCUUCAGCAUUCUCCAACGUCCCAUGGGAUGGCAAUACGGCGCAAAGGUCGUCGCCAAAGCGAUGUCCGGCGACGCGACCGAAAUCGUAGACAGUGACUAUCAGCGUCUAGGUUCCGAUCUCCAGCGCUCGGCUGUCUCUUGUAACGACCAAGCACCUCGUGCGAAGCCCAACUCAGAAGACGUAGCAGAUGAGGCAUUAUAUGUUCUUCAGCAUGUGUCAAGGUUCGGUAUGGGUGUGUACUCAGCAGAGCCGGAUUCGGGUUGCGAGUAUUGGCCCGUAACGCCUCCAGAGAGGUUCUCAGGCCCUUGGAACCACACGUUGAGGAACCCAAUCCUGAUCCACAGCAAUAUCGCCGACCCGGUCACUCCCAUCGUGAAUGGACGCGCUGUAUACAAUAUCCUGGGACCAAAGAACGCUAGGCUUGCGGUUCAAAACAGCUCUGGGCAUUGCUCCAUCAAUACCCCUUCGCUUUGCUCGGCAGAUAUCACAAGGAGCUAUUUCGCGGAUGGCACCCUCCCACCUCAGGAGCAUGUCUGCGAGGUUGACAUGCUUCCCUUCCCCGAUAACUCUAGGGUCAAGACAUAUUCAGCGGAAGAAGAGGAGAGGCUAGAUCAGAUGCUGCGUGUAGCUGGUACGCUGAACGCGUUGAGACAUGGAGGGGUUCCAUAGUGUAGUUGUGUCUGACCCUGCAAUUUCAUUUCUGGCUACAUAU